Molecule: messenger RNA, 4578 nt
Organism: Austrofundulus limnaeus
Lineage: Eukaryota; Metazoa; Chordata; Actinopteri; Cyprinodontiformes; Rivulidae
Gene: pom121
Product: POM121 transmembrane nucleoporin
Biological process (GO): protein import into nucleus; RNA export from nucleus
Cellular component (GO): nuclear pore
Molecular function (GO): structural constituent of nuclear pore
Source: RefSeq, a predicted model, not a curated record
CGCGCGGGGGAGGACGAAGAGCAGCAGCAGACCGGAGCACCGGGAGGCAGAGGGACAAUUAAGACAAAGACCCGGUGAAACGGGAGUUUAUCGGAGGGAAUCCUUGGCAAGUGACUCGUUUCUUUUCAGCCCCAGGGAUUUCCUCAUGGGGAGUUAUAUCGGGAAAGCCGAAAGUCCGACCGCGGACUCUGGGAGGCCAAGAGCCGGGAGAAAUCCCCGAGAGCAACUGCGUGAAAAACUGUCCAGARCCAACCAUGCUGUUUACUCCCCGAACAGAAGGCUGUCGUUCUCGGGGGAGCCGCUGGGCACCGCGAGCAGGUUCACCAUCACCCCGCAGCGUCACUACCCCCUGCAGCAGCCGGGUGUGUCCUCAGUGGGCGUUCUGCCUCCCGUCAAGUGGGACAGUUUCAGGAAGAAGAACGUCCUGAGUCCUCGAAACUCCCAAGCUGCCCUCAGCCCCGUCACUGUCAAGAUCGCCAGGCCCGACCACAACAAMCCCAGUCUGAACCACCUCAGGUGUGCUGGGCUCACCAGGACCCCUGCAGACCCCUGCUCCAGAGAGAGCGUCCUCAAGGUGUUGAAGGAAAGCCGCAAAAGGGAAGUGGAGGACGAGGACAGGAGCUUGGCAACGGAGCAGAAAAGCAAAAGAAGGCGUAAUGACAGCGGUGGAAGUUCCCACUCUGCUUUUGAUCGGCUGUUGCCCAAUGGAACACCAUCACAGCUGGUUCCUAAGCCAGGCAGCCUUAAAAGAGGAAUUACCUCAAUGGAAGACGAGAGCACCAUGAAGAGGUCUCGCACCUCCUCCAUCAGUUCUGGCUCUGGGGCUCAUUUCCCCAGAGGGACUUGUGGCACCAAGAGAAAUGCCAUUCAGAGCUCCUACAGCUCUUCAGCGGGUUUCAGCCAGUGGAAGAAACUGUCGAUGCCCAGCUCUCCUCUGUCCAGUCCCGAAUCGUCUCGCUCUCAGACUCCAGAGGGGCUGUCAAAAAGACCCAGAGAAGACGACACACAGUCUCCCAGCUCAGCAUCUUCAGUGAAGUCAGAUCAUCCGGCGUCAGAACAGGCGCCUGAUACUGCAAAACAAACUCCAGCCCCCAAAGUCCCCGUCACGACCUCAACAGACUCCACUGGAAGUGGUGGGAAGAGAAAAAGGAAGAUCCAGCUCGUGUCCAGCCACCGGGACGAUCACAUCUCACUGCCCCCUCCUCCUGAGCUGGGCUACUCUGUCACCGCAAAAGAUCUAGAUGAGGAGAAGAAAGCGGCCAUCAGUAAGAUCCAGAAAGUCCUGGAGACGCCUGCUCCAGAACCACCGAAGGCUGUGUCUCCUGCAGCCACCACUUCCUCUCAACCUGCUCCCUCCUCCACCACCGCCACCACCCUGAUCAGCCUUCUGACAGCUCCCCUGCCCACAGCAUCCAGCUCCGCUGGUCCGGUAAUCAACCUGGACCCGAGCCCAAGCAGCAGCAGCAGCAGCAGCACAGCUCCCACAGUCACCAAGUCCCUCCUGGAGACUCUGAAGAUGAAGACGAGUUCUCCUGCUAACGCUGCAUCUGCUGCCAGUUCAACCACAGUGUCAGCGUCACCCACACCUCUACAAGUCAGUAGCUUUACCCCGAAGACAUCAACUACAAUCCAACAGCCCCCACCUUACUCCCAGUCUCAGCCCCCUUCUGCUGCUGCAGGGCAGCCUUCUGCCUUCACUCAGAUGCUGGGUCAGGUUCCCAAGGCUCUCACCAGCACCCCAUCUGUAGUAGGACCCACCAUGUUUGGGCUAUCCAGUCAGGUCAGCGUCCCCUCUGCUUCGACAGCCUCCACCUCCAUCACGUCUACUGCCCCCCCAGCCAGCAGCUCUGAGUCCGUCAGCACCACCAACCCUCUGCUGGCUGCUGGGUUCAAGCCCAUUUUCCCAGCAGCCACCACCUCCCCAGCUGUACCGUCGUUUGAAAACAAACCCUCCCUCCAAAAUUUCAAGCCCAUUUUUGGAGACAUCACAGCAGCAGGCUUUGCGCAGCCCCCUACAGUCACCGCCCCCUCCACAGCCUCUACGCCCYCUGCCAGUACCACCUCCUCCAUGUUUGGAGCAUCAUCCAGCAGCACCACGUUGGCCCCACCUUCUUUCUCUGGCUUUAACAACACGUCUGCUGGAACAGCCUCCUCAGYUUCAGCCACAGCGGCGCAGCCGGCAGCCCAAACAGCUGUGAAAUCCCUCUUUGGAAACUGGUCCGCACCCCCCACCACAAGCAGCAGCUCCUCCUCAGCGCAGCCCACCAGCACAGGAAGCACAUUUCAGUUCGGAGCUGGCGCCGCACCAACAACCGCAGUGGUGUCUGUUGCCCCUGCGGCCGCCCCCACCACUUCCUCCAGCACAGGCUCCUUCACGUUUGGCGUCACCCAAACUAACCCUCAGGCGUCCAGCCAGAAGAUAUUUCCCUUUAGUCAGACUGCACCAGGCCAAAACACAACCACUGCUUCGUUUGGAGCCUUUGCCAUGACCAACACCGUCUCCACCGCUGCUGCCACCUCCACCACCCAGUCCACCUUCGCCUUUGGAAAGCCAGCGUUCGAAGCUCCGGCUGCACAACCGACCUUCAGCUCUUCAGCAGCUCCAAAACCCUUCCCCUUCGGAGCUGGCGGCGUGUCAUCGGCACCUGCUUCUAACCCCGCCCCGGCCCCCUUCGCCUUCGGAGCUGCCGCCACCACGGCCGCCACCUUCGGGACCCCGGCUAAACCGGCGUUUGGAGCCAGUUUUGCUUURGGCGCUAACUCGGCUCCUUCAGCCGCACCCUCGGCCGCGCCAYGCUUCGGCGCAGACACCCAGACUCAGAGCUCCUCUUCGACCACGUUCACAUUUGGAGGUGCUGCUCCUCAUCCGGCUCCUUCCAGCUCCACUCAGCCUGCGCCCGGUGGCUUUAACUUCGGUGAAGGUUUGCCCCGCCCCCAGUUUGGAACUCCGGUUUCCAGUAAUCCUGCUCCACAGAUGGGAGCUUUUAACUUCGUGGCUGCAGCAUCAGACAAACCAGUUUUUGGGACGUCCACUCCAUCGUUUGGUCAGAAUUCUGCUGCAGGUCCAUUUGGCAGCCCUGGAACUCCAGCCCAAGGCUUCAACCCUGUUUCAUUUGGAUCACCUGCGACUCCCACUUUCUCGAUCGGCGCUGGAUCAAAGCCACCUGGAUCCCGUCAGAGGCUGCAGGCCCGGAGGCUCCACAACAGGAAGAAGUAACCAGGCAGGCGAGUCCAACGCGGCUCUUCAGAGGACCUCGGCUGCUGCCGCCAAGGCUAACCUGACUAACAUCGCUGUUCUGAGUCCAUCAUCCUCCAAUCAAUCCGCCACCCUGUCUGUGUCCCUUCAGCCCAGCAGCGGGGUGAGCUGGCCCAGAAUCGUGUUGGCAGAGGAGUUAUUUAAGUGUGAAAAAAAGCACAGCGACUCGGUGAGGGGAAUGUAGCAGUAGCGAGAAAGAAUCCAUGGCGACGCUUUUUGCCUGGAAAGAGACAGAAAAGACAGUCGAUUAGUUUGAUUCUGAACAAAAAAUACCCAAAGUUCCUCUUGUUCUUACAGAAAAUGGACAGUCCCGUUGAUAAGAGGGGAAAGCUGAGUCGGGUGAAGACGCAGAGCCUCGGKUCGGGCAUUUAUUUUUUUACGUCUCCGGUUCGUAUGUUACCGAAUGUUUGCGUUUUGUCCUGAAUGGAGGUGUGUGUGUGUGCGCGCAGCUGAGUCACAUGAGGUACACGUGAAGAAACAAGACGUUUAAAUUAUUUUUUAAAUUGGCUUUUUCGACCUUUUAAAUGAAUGACGUGUUUCUGCACUUAAAAGGGCAACUCGGUAAAUGUCUUAAUGUAGUUUGUGCAGACACGUGUGCAUUUUAUUUCAUGUCAUUACGUGCAUUCCCAGAGUCCUCCUGUGGAUGGCCUUCUUUGUUUUUUUUUGUUUUUUUGCCAACGUUGAUGUGAGUUGCAGGUCUGAUUGCGGAUUAGGAUGACUACUUUUUGACUUGUGCUGACAAACCAAAGCCAACUGUUAAACUUCAUGCCUGUGAAAAGAAUCUGAUCAUUAUUUCAACUUUUUUUUAUUUUUUAACGCUGAGAUGUGUGUGUUUGUGCCAGACUACCUCUUUUUAAUCCCAGGCACUGAAAUGUUUUAGUAAUUCACUUCCAAUUUCAGACGGAGUGGAUUAGAUUAUUAUUUUUGUUUUUAUUUCAGCUGCGGUUUUUUGCAAAUGUGGCGAUAGUUUGCAUGAUUUUAAAGAUCUGGACAACACACUUCAGAAAAAUUACAAUAUUAACCUGACAUCGGAUUACGCUCUGUUCCUUUAUGCUGCAGUUUCAGAGUUAAUGUCUUAUAUUUCCACACUGGUUUGAGGAUUUUUGUUUUGUUUUUUGUUUUGUCAAGCAAAUGUAACAUCAAAUCAUUUCAUGUCUGCUAUUUUAUCCAACUGGUUUGUUCUUGUUUCUUAUCGCCUCUUGUGAAAACUGAGCAGCAUCUGAUGCAGUUACUCGUGGUCAAUUUGAAUGAAUAAAAAUGAGUUUGGGGUGUGGAUGUUAGAACAAAAUACACAUUAAAGGUCUUUUUUGUCACUGAAAUGA